GCACCCCAAGAUCAGGUACCCCAAGAUCUGGGGUCUAGAUAUGUACAAAAGCUCUUAAGUCCUUGCCUUACUUGUGUAUAUGCUUGUUUCUAAAGGCUCACGGUAGCUCUCCUUGAAAUGGAAAGUUUGCAAAGCGUCAGGCCAUGGUGUCUGGUGUGGUGCUUCCAUAAGUAAAGCACAACAAACCACCAGUGGGGACAGCAAGGUUAAGUUCCCACUUCUUUUAAAAGCUGUGUUACCUUUUAUCCUCUUUGGCCUUUAUGUUGGGUAUGGCCUUGGAUCAAGUGCACAGGGGCACGUUCUGCUUCAAUGGAAGUUUGGCUGUGUGAGGGAGCUGAAGAAAUGCUGACUUUAAUGAAGGAGAUUCAAAGUGGAGAGUGGCUGCCCCGACCUAGGUUUAGUGGGAGUCAAAGGCUGCAAGAAGCCCGAGGCAGAAGCACACGGGCUUUGCAGCCGAUACACUUCAUUUCGAAGAUCACCGUUAGAAAAUAAUGGUCGAUCCAGUAGCUCGCCUGCCUCUGGUUUUGCUGUACACUAAAGGGGAGGAAGGAAGAAGAUGGCACAGACAAAGGCGACCUCCUCACACCUGCCGUCGGGGCGAGCCCAGCCCUGGAGCCGCACCCCAGGCUCCUGCUGCUCCUCGCGGGGAGGCGGCGCGGGCGGAGCGGCGGCUGCGUUUCCAUGAGUCACUCCAGGACUUUCUGCUGCCUGCCGUGAGGUGGGGAGGGGGUACCUCCGUGCUACGUCCUACUCCGUGAUGUGAGGCACAGGCAUGCUCAGUAGCUGGUGCCUACCCCUCCUCUCUCAGCAACGGUGCCUACAACGCUGAGAGACCGCCGGCAGCCGGAGCGGGGCCGGAAAGCCAUCUUUACGGGAGCGGAGGCAGCGGCGGUCGGGAGCCAUGUCUGCUCCAGCUCCUACCCAAGGACCCACUGGUGCUGGGGCUGCAGGACCACUUCCUGCUACUAAUGUGUCAAGUAACAAACGGCUGCAGCAGACACAAGCCCAAGUGGAUGAAGUGGUAGACAUCAUGAGAAUGAACGUGGACAAGGUGCUAGAAAGAGACCAGAAGCUCUCAGAGCUUGACAACCGGGCAGAUGCAUUGCAAGCAGGUGCCUCACAGUUUGAAACCAGUGCAGCCAAACUGAAGAGAAAAUAUUGGUGGAAAAAUUGCAAGAUGAUGAUCAUCCUUGGUGUAGUAUGCACAGCCAUUCUCAUUAUAAUUAUAAUUUAUUUCUCCACUUGAAAAAAUGAAGAAGGAAGACUUGGCACAACUUUGUUCGUAUCAACCAACAAUAUCAGUGUUCCUUUGUUGAACUCCGCUUUUUAAUUCCUGGUGUCUUGGGAUUUUUGCUUCUAAUAACGUAUAAGCAUUCAGUGUGGUGUGUUUUGGAAUUCUGUUGUUUCCACAAGAAACUGUACCAGCUAAAUACUGCCAAGUAGUUCCAUACACUGUCUUAUCACUGUGUCUUAAAAUGUGCACGCACUGACCUUCAGAAACCGUAGUAUAAGAAAAGCAUCCUAAAUAUCUCAGAAUUGGAGAAUGCAGCUGUAGGAGAGUUCCUGCGUAAAGGGACACUGUCAGGUUUCAGCAAACAUGAGGGCCAAAAUUCUUAGUCUGAGUACCUAAAGUUGUGUGGCAAAAUCCACUAUCACAUGCAGCUUUUUGAGGUAGCAAGUGUCUGCUGCACUGGAGAAUGGUACUUGCAGCUAUUCAUAGAAUGUGUAAGACAUCUCUACUUAGCCAACCAAUCACAUAUGUUUUUGAAAUUAAAUGUGAUAUCCAUCUAAAAACAUUACCUGCAGAAAAUAAAUAUAUCUGCAUUUUAUGGAUUUAAUUUUUCCCUUGCAGUAUGUUCUGAGCAACUGAGAUAGCCUCAGUGUGAAAGACAGAAAGAAGACUGUUCGACACCAAAAAAUGUUAGCUAGCACAAUCUUGAAAAAGCUCAGUGAAAUGCAAAAAUGGUAAUACAAGCACCAUAAAUAACCAAGAUGCAGAUUCUUGCUAAGAACUCAAGGUAGUGUCUGUCACAAUUCACAGAACUCUCUUGAAUGACAAACUCCAAUGCUUAUAGCUCUAACUUGAGUAUAUAAAUGACUUGGGUGAUGUCUGUGGCUUCCCAUCACAACUGUAAGAAGCUGGUUCUACACCAUUUUGCAGAAAUGGUUCCCUUUGUGAGGAUCAGUUAAAAAUCGGGAAGAGGAGGAUGCAGUAACAGAAGGAACUGUAGGGACAGAGGCCAGGGAAUGGAAAUUGGAUAGUGCCUAACAAAGCUUUCCUUGAGCAGAGGAAGGCAGAGAAACACUGUUCUAAACUGGAGGUGUUAGUAGGCUUACUUAAAUUUAAGUUGUGUUUGUAUGGUUUAUAAGCUAUAACAUCAUCUUAGUAAAGUACUCAGUUCAGAUAUUUUUCAUACUUAAACCAACAUUUGAUACAAUUAAAGUAAAGAAUAUAUUGCAUUUGGGGGGAAAGUUGUAUGCUAUUGUUGUAAGGUUACACCCAAGUGUUUGAUUUCUACUUGAUUUUUAAGAUACUGCACAGUUUGUUUUGAGAAGAAUGUGGACAAUAUCCGGAGAGAAUUAUACCAAUUUUAAGCUUAUCUAUUUAAACUGGAAACUAGAAUUUUCAGAUUUUGAGCCAAGCAAUCCUGACAGCUCCUUUUUAAGUUGAGAUCUUCAGAAUUUCUAAGAAUUGCUAGAUUUUCUUCUUUAAUUUUAUUUAUCUAUUUAUUUAUUUAUUUAUUUUUGCCUGCAACUCUGUUAAGGCACAUAAAUAGCUAUAUUAGCAGAUAUGCUCAUUGAAGAGCAUCUCUCUUAACAUGAUCUUAGACUUAAAAAAAAGAGAGAACCAGACAAGUUCAUUGCAGUAGAUCUCAAGUAGAAUUUUGUGGAGGGAAUAAGCAAUGAUUAGUUGAAUGGUUCCAGCUGCAUUGUUUUUCUAUAUAUUUUAUCACUUCAUUUUCACGUGUAUUGUUUCAUAUUAACUAGCAGGUGGCCAUGGUCGUAAUAAAAGUAACCUUCAAACAUUAGUAACUUUCAAAGUUUCUGAUGUGCUACUGGUAUGCCCUGCUUGCUUCAGUUCAUCAGCUAAGUGCAUGAACUAUUCUAAAAUCCUCAUGGAUCGGACAGAAAAUUAUGCUGUCAUUAAAGGGCCUGACUUUGUGAAAUGCUAUUAUUGUGUGUAAUUGAAACUUUUCUGGAAAAAGAAUAAGCUAUCCAACUUCAGGACCCCUUUUAGACUAUUAAGAUAUUUGGAUAACAGUUAGAAAGAACUACCUCCUGAUGGUGAGACCCUGCCGCCCAUACUCACGUUGAGCAUGACUUGAUCCUCAUGGGGCUUCUCUACAGGAAUGCUGAAACAUCUCAUGAGAUACAAAUAGCUUUCACUGGAGAUAGUACAAUCAGUAAGGUUAUAUGAUACCAUCAUACCCAUCAGUCUAAAGUGACUGUUUAUCUGAUGUAAGCAAGAGAUACACAUGAAGAAGCUAUGAAGAUGCAAAGUUUACAAAUGAAACUAUAAUGAAUCUGUAAGAGCUCAGUCCUCUGAGCUCAUUAAUCUCAAGUUAGUAAUCAAAAUGGGAACUUUAGGGGGCAGUGGAGAAGAUAAACUGCUGAAUGUGUAUUCAUUCUCCCUCAAAAUAGCAACUGACAAGGUUGACUACUACUAGACGCUGGUAAGAAUUUGCAAGAGUUUAGUCAUGAAACCUAGCCUCUAGUGGGCUGUAAAAUGUUCGUGAAGAGGCAGUUUCCUCCUGUGUUCUAAUAAAUUUGCUAAAUUAAUGUUUUUAAAUUGGUUGCCCUAUAGUGUGCUUGUGCAUGUCCAAUGUUCGCUAGCUGUACUGUUUGGUUGCAGCUGGUAAGCCAUGUAACAUUUCUAAUUCAGCCCAAGAAACACGAACAAGUAUGUCCUUCUGCACUGUAUAGACCUGGAGUCUUACUGCUCCUGCAGAUGUUAAUUAUCUUGCAGUGAGAAUAUGGUUAUAGAGAACAGUUUAAGGUCAUGGAUUGUGAAACACCAUCACUUACACAUGGAGUGUGACAGAGGACAAUCUAUAUAAACACAGUUGGAGAUCUUAUUUGUGUUUAAGCCAGGAUUGAUUUGUUUUUCAGUCACUGCCUUUAUGUUUAAAAUGUCCAUUCAUAAUUACAGCUCCCUAUAUGUAAUAGCAAAUUUCCCAUAUAAAGGUUAACUCAUUCUUCUUUAGUCAGUACUGGUUAGAAUUUCAGUUACUGAGUAGAAUUUAAACUAUGACUCUUCAUCACUAAUUACUGCCCAGGCUCAUGCUGGUAAAAAGGCACAAAGUGGCUCCCUUUUAUCUACUUCAUGGCAAACCCUCAGGAGACUGCAAGGCUGAUUAACUUAUGAUUGCCAUCCCGGGGACCAAAUGGAAGACUUCUCUGGCUGGAAGCUUUAGCUAGAGUUUUCAUAGCUUUAAUUUAUUUUUUGGUAGCUUUAACUGGAGUUAGACUAGUUACACUAGUAACAUAAGAGACUUGCAUUCUCAGUACUUAUAAUCAGCACUUACUAUUCCCCUGAUGUCUGGGCUACAGCUGCACUGCUGGCAUGAUAAUGACAUUCAGAAACAUCAUUGCUGAAAUUGGGUGAUUAGGAGCUAGUCUGUGUUUGUGUCAUAGCUGCUUUUUAGCUUGACUACACAUCAAUAUGUUAGGUUUAAGUAGUGUUAUUUGCAGCCAGUCUUCACAGAGCAGUAAAGUCCUGCCUGGUCAUUAUACCUUCUUCCUUCUAAUUUAGCUCACCUUGAAAUAACAUAAAUGUGGCUCUAAACCUAAAUAUCUGGAAUGCAGAACUUGCGGGAGCAAGUAGUGUGAAGUCCAAACAGAGACACCUGAUGACCUUGUUAUGUAACAGCACAGUCAGUCCAACGUAGUUCAACAUAAUCCGGUAUUAUUAAAUGGAGGAGGGAGAAUCUGAUGAAGAUUCUGAAUGUAACUCUAGGGUCUGUAGGACAAGAAGUGAUUUCAAAGUUUAGUCAAUUUGACUUUUAAAGCUGGUACUUCUGUUCCAUUGGAACCUGCAUGAAGUAAGGCCUGGCUUUUUUUCUUGGUUAGCAAGGCCUUUUGAAAUUCAUCAUUUGCUGCGUCUCAUUCAUUCAUUCAUUCCUGUCCCUGAUUCUCCAACAGACCUUCCUAUAACUUUCUGAACAGUCAAGCUACUUUUUGUCUAAAUGGGUUUUAGCUCUUAUAAGCAAGUUCAUGACUCUGACGUGCCUUUUAAGAGCAUGCAUGUAAAACAGUGAUGUCUGUUUCUCCGAAGUGCAUCUGUCAUGGCAGACAGACUUCAGGAAUUUUUGGAAGCUCAGGUAUUACUGAAAUCUUUGUACUUUUAUGGAGUUUUUUUUCUCUGUCCUAUGCGAGGUUAUAGAUCCAGUGGGCGUAUGUAUAAUCUAUUUUUUUUCAUGGCAGUGCCUCUGUUGCUCAUGUUCGUGCUAGAUCUGCUACAUCUUCACAAAACAAAUCAGAGGGCACUUGAGUGUAACCAAGGGCUUACAUCUUGAAUCCACCUCUCCUGCCUUUUAAGCAGUAGCCAUAUAAGGCAAUGGGCUCACUCCCAAUGUACACAGUGAGUAUUGGAGAAAGGUCUCAAAGAGGCCAAAGUCUCUUUGGUCUGGAUUCAGACCUGAAUCUGACCUGACCUGAACCUUAGGACAGUAACAGACUUAACCUUUGGGUUCCCUGUGUAGUCAGAGGAGUUGAGAUGCUCUUCUUGGCAGUUAUUCUCCCCAGCUGACCUGGGGCCCUUUUGUUAAAUGGAAUUUAUUUGAGCUUGUGUUUCUCCAUGCUAGAUAAAGUACAAGCACCCUCAAACACCUGUCUUUAAAAGCUAAAAGGCUGAAUAACAUUGUUUGAAAAUAGCAAUUGUAUCAUGAGAAAUAAUUGGCUGAAAAUGUCUUAGAUGAUGGCUGUUACUUUCAGUAGGAAUACUAGAUUGAGAUGUAUGAAACAGUCCAACAAGAACCUCGCGUUUCCUUUUUCCUUCUUUUCUCCUUCAGAAAUUAUUCCACUUCAAGAAAUGGUUUUUUUUCUUCUUCAAUUAACUUCCCUUACUUUAUUUCAUUAAUUGAUGUUUCCAUUGAUGUUCUCAGUUGCCUUUUUUCUCCAUUGAGAACCAGAAGACUGACACAUGCAUAAAAAGAGAUCUGAGCCACCCAAGAAGCUUACCUUUUUUCCCAAUGCACUGACAUUUAAAAGCUACAUCUUACAGUAAAGUAAAACUGUGGCAGUCUGAUUACAAGCAGUUUUGGUAAACACUUGAUUAUUUAACAAUGAGUCAUUUCUGCAGUAACCUCAUUCUGUCAUGACUGUAUCACAUCUGCUAACUCUCCAAAGCAAAAAUCAUAACCUGUACCGGUUAAAAACAUGAAUACAGCCUCAUGGUUCAUAUGUAACACUCUAUUCAAGCAAAGAAGCCAUGUGCUGUAAGUUUAAAAGGGCAAAUUAUUUGUUUUCAAAGAGAAAAUACCAUAGAGAACAACAAAGAUAAUUACGAAAGGCUGUCCAUUCUAUAGCUAUUCUCACAGUAGCUGGCUUCACCAUUAUUCUUCAAGUCUUUGUUCUCUUUUAAAGCCUUUGUGUUUUUGGAGCGUAAUAUAUUUGGAGCAUAGCAUAUUGGGGCUGUUCUGUUGCCCUAUGAAUUGACUCCCUGCCUUCUGUCCUGUUGUUAUUGUUGACCUCAAUCGUAGCUGAGUUAGGCCUGAGUGGAGCACAGCCUCCUGCCCAUAAUGCCCCGUUGUCCUCAAACCAGCCCCUACUGAGGGUAUGAGAACACUGAAGGCAGGGCACGGCUCUUGGUUAUAAUGCAGUUCGAAAUGAUGCGAUAGUGCACAAUGCAGUUUUAAUUAAUUUUUUAGUACUUCUUGGAACAGUAAUUCUAUCGGUUUUGUUGGAAGACAGAGGAAAUGGCAAAUAAGGAUUGAGUGAUAAUGACAAAGUAGUAAAUGGGGAAAUGGUUUAAGUGAAAUGUUGCCAACAUUCUGUAGCCUCCUUGGAGAGCCUGUACUUAAGAGCGCCAUUCACGUGCUAAACUAAGCCGUGCUAGUCUGUUGAAGUGUAUAUACACUACUACUUCAAAUGAGGCAGCUGAAUGUACUUCCUUUUCUUGAAAAUACAGGAGACAUACACAGUAACGAUUUAGAGUUUUUUGCAAGGAGAGCAGUUUGGGAUGUACCACCCCAAGGCAUGCUGCCCAUGUGCUGCAGAAGUGCUGCAGGACUUGAGUCAAAUAAGGGCUCCAGAGUGAUCGGUGCAUUAAAUAGAUAUACCUCUUGCUGUACACAGCUUCAGUCUGCCAGUAAUAACAUCUUAUUGACACAGUGUCAUCUUUUUGUUUACCCUCAUUCCAUGCUAAUAUCUAUUCUUUUCCACUAUUAAACGGUCCAUGAUGGAAAGGAUGGAAAAACUCUGUGCUGAAUCCAAUACAUUUUUGACAUCCUGGACGUGUGGUGGUGGUGGUUUGAGCUUGUGGAAAGAGAAGAGUUUAAAAGAACUAACAGUCUUCAUUAUGUUAAUGUAUCCUUAGAAAUUAGUUUCUCCCCCAAUAAGCUGCAGAUUUAUUGAAAGUAAGACCAAAUAAUGUGGAAUCAUAGAAUUGUUAAGGUUGGAAAAGACCUGAAAAGAUCAUCAAGUGCAACCAUCAGCUGUAGCUGCUGUUGUUUUCUUUGUAAGAUAUGAGAUGAUACAUACGAUAGAGCUGUGAAUUCAUAGAAGUACAGCACACAAUUGUUCUUGGAAGUUCAACUCUUAAUAUUUAUAGAAUUUACCUGAAAGGUUGCAACAGUUUCUCCAUUAGUCAGGCUCGUGUUGGUUAGACCUGACAAUGUAGUGGUCAGUGUGGGCCCCGUGCCACUAACAAACUACAGCAUCUUAAAUACUGCAAGUUCAGCCUUUCGUGGAACUUAAAAGGAAAACUGACUCAGAAUAAAAGUAGAACUGCAUCAUAAAGGCUAUAGGUAUACAGUUUAUCUCUAAAUAUUCUUUGUAUUUAAGUUACUAGCAGCUAUACAAAUUAGACAAAUAGUAAGCUUCCAAAGCCCAUUUAUUAAUGACAGAUUUUUUUUUUUUUCAGUAGAAAUGCAAAGUUCAAUAUAUUUUCCAUUUGCUUUUUUCCCAACCUGGAUAUAAGAUUAAACACUAAUGCAACUAAGCCACAUGCACAGGUCUGCACAAUGAAAGAUUACUGGUAGUCAACUAUUUGUAAUGAAAUCCAUUAUUACUUUGUCUUGUAAAUGAAAAGUCCUCCCUCCUCAACCACAUGGUAAAAUAUUAGUCAUAUUGUGUUUAUCAGCACCACUGAAAGAUUAGACAUUAGAAAGAUUAGUACCUCCUACUCAAGAAUGGGGCCUAAAAGCUUCCUUUGUCUGUUGCAAAAAUACAUUUUGAGGGGGAAAUAUCACCUGUUGUAGAGGUUAAAUUUUUAUUUCACAACUGUUUUUUCCUCCCUUGCUCCAAAUGCAUAUAUAUAUGUGGACAAACGUUUGCCAUUUGGGUGAUACGUUCUUUUCUGAAGUAUGGAAGAGGUAAAGUACAACCAGUAUUUACCAUGGGCAAUCUUUACUUAGUUUUGCAUUAUAAAAAGUUCUCACAGUGUCCAUAUAUUAAUUCUUAUAAAUUUGUUUUAGCCGUUGCAGGAAAUAAGAGUUUGUAGCCAGUUAAUAAUUGUUUUUCUUAAUCACUUAUGUUUGAGUUUUAUUGCUGAAAAGCAGCCUCUGAAGGUGCUAUGCAUACAAUUCAGCAAUGUAGACCUGAACAUAUGGUUGAGUAUUUCACAUUCUGGCCUUGAGCAAAGAACAAAGCAUGCCCUGUUUUGGAAGCUACUUCAGCACAUGCUUAAGCACAUAGCGAAUUUCUCCUCUCUGGGGGCUUUGAGAUAGAAGCAAAGGAAAGGGAAGAAGAAGAUAGCUAUGUAUCUUUUAUCACCAUCUGAGAUUGAGGGCAUACUGCAUCACACAGUGCUAAUGGGAAGAGACAACUUCCCAUUGACUCACCUGUCCUUACUAAAUCCAGGCCUGAUGAAGAAACAAUGCUAUGUUCUAACUCAGGAGAGGAAAAGCCUUUCCUUUGAAUGAUAGAAGAUUAGGUUGGAAUGGUCUUCUGGGGUUUAUUUAUUCCAAUCAAAGUAGAACCAAGUGAAGUUGGAUCAGAUUGCUCGGGGUUUGUCAUGCUAAGUUUUGAAAGUUUUCAAGGAUGGUGGGGGAUUCAAGAGUGAACUCUGCCAAUGGGCACCAUGAUACAAGGACAAGAAACUAUUUGAGAGCAUCCAAAGGAGGGCCACAAAGAUGCUGAAGGGUCUGGAGUGCAAGAUCUAUGAGGAGUGGUUGAGAUCCCCUGCUUUGUUUGGCCCAGAGCACAGGGGCUGAGCACAGCCCUCAUGGCAACUGCAGCUCCUCACUGGGAGCAGAUGGGCAGCGCUGAGCUGUGCUCUGUGUGACAGCGACUGUGCCCAAGGGAAUGGCAUGGGGCUGUGUUGGAGAGGGGCAGCUGGGGGCAGGGAGAGGUUCUGCAGCACAGGGCGGUGGGUGUCUGGGUCAGGUCUGAUGAAGCUGAGGAUAUCAGUGUAUUCUUUUCCUCCUGCAUACAUGAAGCCCACACCUCUGAGGCCAGACCUGAGGCUAUCGAUAGCAUUCAAUCAGAUUCAAGGCAUCUGGUAGUCUGAUUCUGCACUGUUUGAGGUCAGUGACAAAACACUGUCUGGUUACUAAGUUACUACAGUGGCACAAGAGAAAGAAGGGAAUUGACUGAUAUUCUAGUUUUUCUCACAAGCCACUUUAACAAUGCCAGUCUCUGUUCAAUGCCACUGGAAUGGCAGUAAAAAACAAAAACUUUUCUUCUAUUUCCUUCCUUUUAAUUCUUCAAGCUUUCUUUCCUCUAGUAGGAAUAACCAGUAAUUUAUUUUCAGUUGCCAUUUUAAAAACUAAACUCCAGACCAAACCAUUAAUUGCAUCCUUUUAAGGCCACACCGAAGUGCUAAGCUAUGUAGUAAUGAGUUCAAAAAGGAUCUGAAAGCCUUUGCCGAGAACAGCAUCUCUGACCUCGUGGACUCAACUGUACUGGGCAAGAAAUUGAGAUUUGUGCCUCUAUAGAAAAUAUUCCAUUUGCGUCUUAAUAGAGCUACCUGAGAAGGAAAAAAAUGUUGUGGAGACCAGGAAAUUUCUGAAAGUGCUCGACCUGGAGGUCAGUGGAUGUUAGUUUAUAAAUGAUAAAAUUCCACAUACAUUUUGAUGCUAAAAUUGUGACAACUUAGGAUGUUUGAUAUUACUGUAUUUUCUUGUGGGUGGUGAUUUUUUUUUCUUGAAGUGGUGAACAUAUUUUCCAAGAAUACUGCAUACAUUUGUAACAUGUAUGUUUGUGCCAAUAAAUCUUGUUUUAAGUA
Molecule: messenger RNA, 10387 nt
Organism: Lagopus muta (rock ptarmigan)
Lineage: Eukaryota; Metazoa; Chordata; Aves; Galliformes; Phasianidae
Product: vesicle-associated membrane protein 2-like
Exons: 6
Coding region: 902-1246 (114 amino acids)
Biological process (GO): vesicle-mediated transport; SNARE complex assembly; vesicle fusion
Cellular component (GO): SNARE complex; plasma membrane
Molecular function (GO): syntaxin-1 binding; SNAP receptor activity
Source: RefSeq, a predicted model, not a curated record